GCCUGGCGUGGUUAGAGGCUAUUCGUGGGAUUUUCCUCUCUUUUGCUUCUUCUUCUUCUUGUUGUUGUUUGUGUAUUAGCAUUAGUGACGUCGCCGCGACAGAGAGGGCGUGCUACUCUCGCUCUCUCUCUUCCCUCCUCUCUCCCGCACACACACACAGACCGGACCCAUCACGCUCCACACGCCCCGCCUUCUCGCUCACACACCAAACUCCACCGUUGCUCGGCUUCAGAAACAAAAACGGUGGUUCUUCCUCCCCUCCAUCCUUAUUCAACCACCACCAUCAUCACCAUCGUCUUCAUCGUCCUGCACCGCCGUUGAACCAUGGUGUCGCGCCGGGCCCGCGCCUUGUACGACUUCCAGAGCGAGAACGAGGGCGAGAUCUCCAUCAGGGAGCGAGAGAUCCUCACCGUUUUCAACGAGGGCGUCGGCGACGGAUGGUUCGAGGGCACCAACAUGCGAGGCGAGAGAGGUCUCUUCCCGGCCACGUACGUGGAGUUUUUGCCCGACGAGAACGACGAAGGUGACGGUGGUGGUGGCGGUGUCAGGGAUGUGGCCGGGAGCCAGCGAGUGGCGUCAGCUGCUCGCGAUGGGAGCCUGGCGCAGACCGCCACCGCUGCAGCCUGGAGCGCCAGCAACCAGCAGCAGUCGCACAAUUUCAAGACUUUUUACAACCAGCAACAAACUCCAGCAGGCACGUGGCCCCAGCAGCCCGCAGAGCAGGACCAGGACGACUGGGAUGCAGACUGGGACGACAACUCGUCCACCGUGGACAGCAGCAGCACCCACGGCCAGUUCGGGGCCAACGGCACGGUCACCUCCGCCCUGGGCGUCUCGUCGCUGUCUCGCUACGUGAAGGCCGGCGGCGAGGCGUUCAUCUCGGGCGACGUGACGGGCUGCACCGUCAACGUGGGUGACCGCGUCCGCGUCGACAUCGCAGAGCGCGGGCCGGCGUGGCCCGACAACCCGUUCCCAUUCACCUGCUCCAUCGAGGACCCCACCAAGCAGACCAAGUUCAAAGGCAUGAAGAGCUUCAUCUCCUACCGCCUGACGCCCACGUUUACGGGGAGGGCGGUGAGCCGUCGUUAUAAGCACUUCGACUGGUUGUAUGGUCGCCUCGUGCAGAAGUUUCCCGUGGUGUCGGUGCCCCACCUGCCCGAGAAGCAGGCGACCGGGCGCUUUGUGGAGGACUUUGUUCAGAAGCGCAGGCGGGGCCUCAUCCUCUGGAUGAAUCAUAUGACGGGCCAUCCGGUGCUCGCGCAGUGCGACGCCUUCCAGCACUUUCUCACGUGCACCGACGAGAAAGCGUGGAAGCAGGGCAAGCGAAGGGCUGAGAAAGAUGAUGCCGUGGGAGCCAAGUUCUACCUGACCAUCAGUGCACCGCCAACGUCACAGCUGGACCUGCAGGACGUCGAGGCACGGACCGAAUCUUUCAGAAGCUUCUCCAAAAGAAUGGAUGAAAGUGUGGUCCUGCUCAAUGGCACGGCUGGGGAGAUGGCACGCAAACAUUGCAUUGACUACAAGCGCGACUUUCAGAAGAUGGGCCAGGUGUUCGAGAAUCUGGGACAGUCGUUUGAGCAGGAUGAUCAGCACUAUUCGGACAACCUCACCAAAGCAAUCGCCCACACAGGCAACACCUACGUGGCAAUCGGGGAGCUAUUUGCACAACAGCCACAGCAGGACCUCCAGCCCCUGAUGGACGUGACGUGCCUCUACCAAGGACUGCUCGCCAAUUUCCCAGACAUCAUUCACAUACAAAAAGGUGCUGUGGCUAAGGUCAAGGAGAGCCAGCGGGCAGCCGACGAGGGCAAGAUGGACGCCGGUCAGCUGACGGAGGUUCAAACGCGGACCAACACGGUGUCGCACGCGACCCUUGCGGAGUUCAACCACUUUCACUGCACGCGCGUGAAGGACUUUGGGCAGAUCAUGCAGCUCUACCUCCAGCAACAGAUUGCGUUCUACCAGGCCAUCGCCGGUCGCCUGGAUGAUUCCUUACAGAAGUACAAAAAUCUGUGACGGAGCAUUGUUGGCGCGAGGACCCUGCUCACAGUGGAGGUUUGUGACGAACGCUGCGGACUUCCGUUUCGAAUUUUCUGCGGUGCCUUUGUGGACAAGGUGUCCUGAAAACAGGUUUAAACGUGGACACGCACCGACACGUACUUUUGUGCCUAUUGUAGGACCUGAAAGCCUUCGAGUUGAGUGUUUCGUAGGCGAGAUUUUCAAAGCUGUUGUUUGCCAACGGAAGAUUAAAGCCAGAAAGAAAAAUCAAUGAAGUAGUAGAAAUCAAGCAUGUAGUUAGGGUUUCCUGACCCCUGUUGCGAGUGACGAAUGAUGCAUGAAACAGUUAAGCAAAAGCAUGUAUUAUGGAAGUAUUUAAUGCCAUAUUUAGUGUCGCAUCGUACAUUUAUCACGGGUUAUGAAAUACGCAGACGUAUUUGUGAAAUGGCUCUUUGUAGAAGGAUAAGUCAGCUGUUGCAUACUAAGCUGUCCCUCCACCCACCCUCCUCAAACAGCAGAUGACCCAGGGAACAUGUUACGGUAUUUCAGAGUUUUCAGUCAAUGUGGAAAAUUGCAGCCGUUUUGCGCCUUUUAAAAAAAAUGAAAGUAAUGUCUUAGCACAAGUCGAGGCUGCUUCUUCGGUCCGCCUGUGUUGCUCAGGUCACGGUGACCGCAAAGAAUGUAAGAGGGAGGCGAUUUUAAUCGCUCCGCGUGUCACGGGACGUUUGCAGUCUUUGACCCCCUCCUCGGCUUUUCCUUGGAAAGAAGAGGUGAGGAAUACACGGUGUGCGUUCGAGCUGGCCUGCGUCACGGUGGAGUCUGCGAUGUUCAAAUAUCGACCCCCCCCCCCUCCGCCCACUUACAGGCAAUGAAUUUCAAAUGACUUGAGUGUUCGCAGUAGAUUGAAAAUACAAACUCUCAGAUACUGAAAUAUUAUAACGGAAUGUGCAUACGAGUUAUAAUUUUUUUUUCCUCUCUCAACAUGCUGUGCUGUACUUAUUUUAAUACUCGUCUAGUGCACGUGACUCCACACAUACUCCCACCCACCCAUUAAAGUGACGAUUCCAUGUAAUUCCUAAGACGCUUCAGAUUUAAAGGGGGCUCCGUGUUCGCCCCUGGCAAUGUGCAGUCUCGUUGCCAGGGUAACACAGAGACAACACACCAACUCUGCGUGUUCUCAUGCGGGUAACUUUGGCAUCUUGUUGUAAAACUGCAAGUUUUUUCACUGAUAAACCAAAAUAGCUGAUGACAGUUACAAAAAUAUGACUUUUAAAACACGUUCUAAAGCCUUAUAUAACCUGAGCCUCGUCAUAUAUCUUUGUUGCUGUACUAAACACCUUUAGAUCGCCGUUAGCGGCCACACUAUUACUACAUUGAUGCCUUCUUUGCUCUUACACAAUCAAGACAUGUUUUAAUUCAGUAUAGCGCACUUCACGAACAAAAACCCACAGCAUAACGGCAAUCAAAUUCCGUCGAUAACUAUGCGGCAGUAAUAAGUGAUGAAAACAUUCAUCACAGAGAUCAAUUAAAAUGCAAUGCUGUAGAGUGUAAAACAAGUGAACGAUAGCUCGCGUAAGUGUCUUAAUCGAGCUUUAAAAACCGAAACCUUUGGCAACUCCCAUACGGAAACAGGCAGCAGCAGAGUUCAUCAUUUGGGGGGGGGGGGGGGGCGAAUAGCUAAAUGCACCACCACUUUUGUGUUUUUUUAAACCCUUAGGGUAAGUGAGCAAUCCUGCAUCCUGGUCGCGUUGGUAUAUAUACGGAGUUAAAAUAUUUACAUAUGAAGGGGCCAAGCCGUUUAAUGCUAGGUAAUAAGUGUGACCUGAAAAUCUAUCCUAAAUCUCACAGGAAGCAAACUUCGGGCUGCCAAUACCGGCGUGAUGUAAUCAUGUCUUCCUGUUAAAACCCCAGGAGUGGAGUUUUUCACAAGCCGCAGUUGAGUUUCGCACAUUUUCGUGAAUACCAGAAAACAAAGCAUUGCUAUAAGCAAGCAUUGGAUGUUAUGAAGGCGUCAAGCUCUCUGCAUAUUCCAUGGAAAGAAAGCAUAGAAAAAUCUCACGUAGAAAAUACGUCUUGACACAGUUUAGUGGGAACGGUAUGAAGCACAUGUAGUUAAUUUUGUCCCAACAACUAAAUAGAUCGGAUCAAGCUGGCUAAUAGAAGCAAAAGCUUAAAAGACAUGAUCUGCUUUUACGUGGCCUGAGUAGCUUUAUGGCUAUUACAGAACUUAUCAUCUAGGUAGAGUCUAUUAUCUGAUAUGAUUUCUAAUAUGAAUAUAAAGUCAUCACAACCUGCUUGUAAUUGUGUAUUUAUGUAGAACUUCAGCUUAUUAGUUUAGCGAUCGUUUUAAAUAGAACACAAGGAUGAUUCUUAUUUGUUUAUACAAUAGUUGAUGAUCUAUCUGAAGACAGAGCAGCUUUAUAUUUAAUCAGAUUUUUUUUUCAGGUGAGAUAUAAGAACUGUAAUUGAGUCAUUUUCCCCCAUUCACGUUCGAGCUUACAGCCCCCGCACGGUUAAGCUCCCGAGCUGUAUCAUGAAACCACCGGGAUGACCUUUUGAAUUUAUGUUUUGUUCUUGUAAGGGGUGCCUCGAUAUCCAAAAUAGUACUUAGGGUGGAGCUGUUGAAAUGUCUGCGAGUACACUACAUUAAAUAGGAACUGAAGUGGAGAAAGCUUCCAAGAAUUUCCCAGCAGUGGAAGAAUUGGGACUUGUGUUUUCAUACAAUAGUCUUGGGGGUGUAUUUAGGGGAGGUAUUAUUCGAAAGUAAUAACAAAAUAGACUAUGGUUGCAAGAAUCGCUGAUAAGACAAAUUCUGGGUGUCAAGACCACGGGUGAUAAUUAGAUCAAGUGGGCGACCGUGAAUGUGUAUCGGGGGCUUGAUACGUGUUCAACAAAACCAACAGUGCUUAAAAAAAAACUCAUGAAAUCCUUUCCAAGGGGAUCUCCGUCCACGUCAAUAUGCACAUUGAACUCGCCAAGAACCAUAAUUCUAUAAUGCUUGACAGCGAGCAUUGACAAGAGUUCACAACAAUAGAGAGUUUGGUCUUUGUCGCUGAUGAACAAUUCCACCUUAAGCAAGCAAGCAGGUCGGCUGGCCAGCAGCUCGGGCACGCAGGCAGGCGGGGCAGCUGCGGCAGACAAACAGUCAGGCGAGCAGCCCAGAUAGGCACGCGGAGAGCACAGGCAACCAAGCAGGCAGGCAGAUAGACAGACAGGCAAGCAGGCAGGCAACCAAGCAGGCAGGCAGACAGGCAGGCAGAUAGACAGACAGGCAAGCAGGCAGGCAACCAAGCAGGCAGGCAGGACAGGCAGGCAGAUAGACAGACAGACAGGCAGGCAGGCAGACAGGCAGGUCAGCAGCCCAGGCAAGCAGACAUGGCAGCUGAGGUUGGCUGGCAGGUAACCCAAUUCCUGCCGAUUGCUCCGAUGUCCUUCCAGCUGGUGGCUGAGCGCAUUCUUCCCACAGGGAUUGCUCGGUGAGCCCCGUACCCCCAGCAACGCCCUCAAGUCUCCGCUGGAAAAUAUGUCCAUGCAUCGUCCUUCUUCCCCUCGCAGUGUCCGAAGCGGUCUCUUUUGUGACGAGCGUGUUGAGUUCAUCAUGCACGGCAUAGAAAUGUGCCGCGCACUUGUGCACGUCUCCUCGAUGACCUCCGGGGCCCAGCUCAAGGUCGGUAUCAGCCGGUGGUUUCAACAUUCAUUGCUUGGCGUUGUCAAAGAUGGGGCAGUGGGGCUCACCGUAGCCCCCCCCCCCAAGCCCCCCCCCCCCCGUGCCCCCCCCGUGCCCCCCCCCCCAAUGAGCCGUCUUGUUGAACAUCGCUGUGCUGUUGUGGAGGUGGAAGUGAAUGUGACCUUGGCAGCCAACUUGCCGUCGUCUUCGUGGUUACAGAGGAUUGCUGUGCGCGAGGGUGCCGGGGAUCGCGUGACGGCUGGCUGACCGUCAGGGAACCAGGGUUUUUUGCGGAAGGAAAAAAAUGUAUUGACUGUGCUGCGUGGGUCCAUCAGCGAGGAGCUGUCGUCUCUCAGCCAGGCGUGUCACGCAGCCCGCGUCGUUAUUGUACGAGCUUUUGGAAACGGAAGUCUCGGUGUGUGUUUGGCAGUCGCAGAAGGUAAGCUUUGUAUGGCUGAUCAAGCCCCCCAGGUCCUGUCGGGGUCCUUCUUGGAAGGUGUAAGCUCGAACUCGAUGCACACCUCUACUGUUAUGAGAGCGGCAGCGAUUCAUUACUCUGAGAAAGCCUCACCGAUGCACCUGGCUCAGGAGUCAUGGUUUUUGAUGAUUGGCCAAAUACGAGUUUGCUUGUAAUUGUAAAUAAUAAGGAAUGCAGUAAAUAUGGGGUGGAAUAAUCAAACAAGGGAACAACAUUCAAGACGUCACGAAAAUAUUGUCGGUGGCCAAGAAGCUCCUGUUGGUGCUUUCGGCACCUUUCCAAAUGAACUUGCUUGCCCCCUAAAGUGGUUCUCGCCGUACAUUGGCUCAAGCUCUCCGUGGUCUCCCCCCCCACCCUGCCCCUCUCCUUGGCCUGCUUGUGAUUGUUCGUGCAUCAUCACGUUUGGCAACGGCUCCCAAUCGGCCCCCCUUCGCAAAGCGGCUACACCAUCAUCUGCAUUUUGCACAAUUGCUAUGUGUGUGUGUGUGAACAGAAAGCCCUCGUGGGGUCCGCUCUUUGAGGUCGCCACCGGAUUUCAUUGCCAUCCUGAACCCCCAUUUCUGUUGUGGAAAUGCCACCCAUCCCAGCAGGCUGGCAGUGAGGGCAAGACACAGAGCGGCUAAUAAUCGAAACUAAAUGUCGGUCAACGUGUAAUGGAGUUAACACGUUUUUGUUACGGUGGUUUGGAAGGUUUUAGCAAAGUGACGAAGGACCCAACACUCUGUUGUGAGAAUGCGAUAGUUUGGGACGUGUCGUUAACAGGUUCAACGAGUAUAUUGGCAGAAAACGUUCUGGAAUGUGGCGAACAUUUGGCGAGUAAUAUCUGAACCAGUCCUGGGUCCGUCUACUCCUUCACCGAUUCACACUGACGACCGUGGUGAAGUAUGGUCGAACAACCAUCACGACUGAUGUGUCCGUGGGGAGUCCAUGUGAGUUGGCCAGCAGUGGGAUGGUGGAGGAGGGCUCCAAGUUUGUUUAAUUAAGUAAACAAAUCUAUGCAUUGUGGUUUACUGUAUACAGUAUUACUGUUCUUUGAUACAGGCCAUUGUACAGUUUAUUACAAACAUUACUGUACUGUACAGUUCUGUAUGAUUCAUACAAUUGUAUAUUUACAUUACGUGUAGUAGUAGUACAACGCUGUGUGCAUGCCUGCUGCUAGGAUGAGCGAACACGGUGGCUUUACUAUUGCAGAUGCUGCAGUCGGAGUGUGUGCAAUGGGAUUUGAAGUGGGACCCCUUUUCUCGGUAUACUGUACCCUUUUGUCCAAUGCUUGUCCUGUGUACAUUAUUUCCCCGUUAAGCCCGCUCUGUGAUGCAUUGCUUGCACGCUUGCAGAUUUUGAAACAAGUUCUCCCAUUCUCAAGUUAUUGCCUACAAGGCAACAUAGGUUGGUGGCUUUUAUUGCGCCCUGAGCACGAGAGUGUUAUACUAUCAUGAGCGCAGUUAAAUAUUUCGAUUCGUAUUUUUCUGGAUGCAAUUGGGGGGGGGGGGGGUUGCAGUGAAGAUAUUCAGCAAGUUACAGUGGUACAAGCUGCGUGAGCCAUUCCUUGACUCGUUAUUUUGACUAUUUGGCUGCCUAUUGUGGGGGGGGGGGGGGGGGAUAAUCUGGCGCCCUGGAAAAUAUUCCCUGGGAAUGUUCAGCCCUGGCUAAGACCAACAACAAUGUUUUAUAUCAUCGCAUGAGGGACGUCUUAACGCUCAAUUGGGACUUGCGCCAUCCCUAUUUUAGGACAUUUGACGCCAUCGAAUCGCCAUUCGAACUCGAGUGGAGAUGUGGCCCUUGCAUUGUGGGCAUUUACACAGACACACACAUCCAAUUUAUAUUCAGAGUCAAAUCAGAAUGUAUUCAUACUGAUAUCUAGUGGGGGCAGGUAAGAACGUCACAACACCAAUACAAAACAUGAUAGGCGUGGAAAAUACAAGAAAGGGAAAAAAUCACCCAAACACAUACAAACACAACACUAAACUAUCCCUAUCCUACCAGAUAAAGCCCAACGAGGUAUUAACUUACUUUUCAAAAGUAGACCUGUCCACAAAUGAUAGCUGAACGAGGUGGCCUUGUCAGUUGGACAUUUAUAGCAGCAGAAUAAUCUCAUUAGUUAAAACGUGCGUUCCUAUCGGGAGUAAGAGUAGACGUGUAACGGAUGUCGUCAACUCAUUGGAUGUCGCUGCCCUGGGCCCUUGGUGGUACUCACAAGGAAGACUAUUCAGAUUUGUUCAUUAGGUUAGAAAAAAUACGGUUUAUAUUAAAGACCUAUCCAGUUUAGGUUCUUUCCCCCCCCCACCCCCCAACUAACACAUUGCUAUACCAUUAGAUCCAUCAGUAAGCCUCUUGUGGCCAUGGUGAUUGUAUUUAAAGUAACCCCACCUGGUGUGUUGUUACAAAUGCUGUCACUGUUACAUCAGUUCUUGAAUUUGAGUGGGCACUUGCAAACACUAUACCACGGCGUUUGUGCGUUAUAGCUCUCCAACGCGUUUGUAAAAUUGUACCGCCUGCCGUUGAGCAAGACGCCUGGCAUAUUUUUUCCACGUGCCUCUAAGCUUGUUCGGGAGGGGAGCUCCAUUCAGUUCUUCUCUCUAUUUUUAUGAAAAUGUAAUAUUUCACUUCUUGGAUAAGUUCCCGGCACUGUGGAGCGAAACGUCGGACAUCACGCGGAAUAACACGCGGUACAAUCCGAAAAAAUCCACGCGGAAGUCGUUGCCAAGUGCGCUUGUCGUCCUGGUAUCGUGAGACAUUGCCAGUUGUGGUUUUGUGGUCAGAACCUAGGCAAGUUGUAAAUAAGUCUUCUCGGAGUUUGCAGGAGAGUUGUUUGUAUGACUGUCACAUGAAUUAAGUGGAGAACUUAACAGUAAUCUCGUGUUAUCGGAAUAAGAUAAACUGUCUGCCUUUCAGAAUAUGUCUUUUCAAGUAACCGAUUCUGUUAAUGCCUUUUUGUCCGGGUUUUUUUUCUCGUAUUACAUAUUUAGAAUUUUUAAAAAGAUAAAAGUGCAAUUUUUUAUUGCAUUGUGCAAGUCACAAUGGAUAUUUUUUUCUUUUGUUAAUAUUAAAACCAUUUCUAUAAAUAUAUAAUCAUGUUACAAUUUCCUACUUAUGUGAUUUUUUUUUGACACAGGGUUGUGUAACUGCAUGCUGUUUCAAUGAGUUGAAAUAAAGAGAUGUGUAUACCACGCGUGCAUAUUUUAACUCUGCAUUAUGUGCCUGAUGUGCACGUGUACAAUAAUUGUUGAUGUGUUUUUCCCGAACAUGUCAUUUUGCUUCAUGCAAAAAAGAUCGAAGGCGAAUAAAGUCUGUAAAAAAAAAGCUGAAACGUCUU
Messenger RNA from Lethenteron reissneri (Far Eastern brook lamprey), 9456 nucleotides. RefSeq names its product sorting nexin 18 (gene SNX18). Gene Ontology annotation, cellular component: plasma membrane; cytoplasmic vesicle. Gene Ontology annotation, biological process: mitotic cell cycle; endosomal transport; plasma membrane tubulation. Lineage: Eukaryota; Metazoa; Chordata; Hyperoartia; Petromyzontiformes; Petromyzontidae. Gene Ontology annotation, molecular function: protein binding; phosphatidylinositol binding. The record is from RefSeq and is a predicted model, not a curated record.